Messenger RNA from Rubroshorea leprosula, 2552 nucleotides. The record is from the annotation of a GenBank genome assembly. Lineage: Eukaryota; Viridiplantae; Streptophyta; Magnoliopsida; Malvales; Dipterocarpaceae.
AAUAAAAGGUUUUUUUUUUUUUUUUUUUUUUUGGGGUUAAAUUUACUAUUUUGAAUCGUGGGAUGGUGUUUGGGCGGAGUUUUUUAAGUGGGUUGGUGAAAUUUUGGUGAAUUUUCGGUCAAGGUUGGUGCUUUCAAUGUUCUUAAAUUCUAGAUCGAAGGAGGAGGUUGAGGAAGUAUGAAGGGUAAAAGUAAGAUUAAAAGGCUGAGGAAAGAUGGAGUUAGGCAGGAUUUGGGGAAGGUGAUGAAGUGCCUAUACUUUGGAGAGCAAUUUCAAGCGGUAGAUAGAAUGACUCCUUCAUCUGAAUCCACCCUUGCUACCAGGGACUAUCCCCUUAUUGAGUGUUCUCCUGGAGUUAGUAAGGAGGGUGAGAAGAAGCCAGACACCCAGAAUAUAGAAGAAGCUGAAUUAUCUCUUCGUGAGGGUGGUUCCUUGAAUUAUGAGGAAGCAAGAGCCCUAUUGGGAAGAAUUGAAUAUCAGAAGGGAAAUUUUGAAGCCGCACUACAUGUUUUUGGAGGAAUAGAUAUUGCCGCAAUAACCCCAAAAAUGAAACUUGCCUUUAGCAGAAGAGGAGAACAUCAUAAGAGACGAUCCCGUAACUUUGAUGCUCCUCCUAUGUCUGUCCAUGCUGUCAGUUUGCUAUUUGAAGCAAUCUUUCUCAAAUCAAAAUCAUUGCAGCAUCUCAGGCGGUUUAAAGAAGCUGCUCAAACUUGCAAAGUUAUUCUGGACAUAGUUGAAUCUUCCUUACCAGAAGGCUUGCCUGAGAAUUUUGGUGUUGAUUCUAAAUUGCAGGAGACUCUAAACAAAGCAGUCGAGCUGCUUCCAGAAUUAUGGAAACUUAGUGAUUGUUCGCGUGAAGCCAUCUUGUCUUUCCGGCGAGCUCUUCUCCAUCAAUGGAAUCUUGAUGCAGAGACUUUUGCAAGGAUUCAAAAGGAGUUUGCCAUUUUUCUUCUGUAUUCUGGGGGUGAAGCAAGCCCCCCUAACCUCCGGUCUCAAAUGGACCGUUCAUUCGUCCCUAAGAACAAUAUAGAGGAAGCCAUACUACUUUUGAUGAUACUACUAAGAAAAGUUUCUUUGAAAAGAAUAGAAUGGGAUCCAUCAAUCUUGGACCAUCUUUUAUUUGCUCUAUCUGUUUCAGGGGACUUGACAGCUUUAGGUAAUCAAGUAGAGGAGCUGAUGCCAGGUAUACUUGAUCGUAAAGAAACAUAUUACACUCUAGCUCUCUGUUAUUCUGGAGCUGGUGAAGAUUUAGUUUCUUUGAAUUUAUUGAGAAAAUUGUUGAGUAAUAAAGAGGAUCCCAAUUGUGUUCCAGCCUUAUUAAUGGCUGCCAAAAUUUGUGGUGGAGACAAUAAUCUUGUGGAAGAAGGGAUAACUUUUGCUCGUAGAGCCCUUGGAAACUUGGGAGCCAGAUGCAAUGAGUUGGAAGGCACAGCAAAUUUUUUAUUAGGUGCAUCACUCUCAGCACAUGCCAAAUCACCUCUCACAGAAUCUGAGAGGGUCAAAGAACAAUCUGAGGCGCUUGAGGCCCUAGAAAGUGCUGGAAAAAUUACAAAAAUGAAAGAUCCCAAUAUUCUUUACCAUCUCAGCCUUGAAAAUGCAGAGCAGAGGAAGUUGGAUUCUGCACUUUACUAUUCGAAGUUGUUGCUAAACCAAGAAGGUGGAAUGAACAUUAAAGGAUGGCUAUUAUUGGCUCGGAUAUUGUCGGCUCAGAGACUCUUUAUUGAUGCUGAAGCCAUUAUUAAUGCGGCCUUGGAUCAAACUGGCAAAUGGGAUCAGGGAGAACUUCUACAAACCAAGGCUAAGCUUCAAAUUGCACAGGGUCAAGUAAAGAGUGCUAUUGAAACAUAUACUCAGCUUAUCGCUGUUCUUCAAGUGCAGAGAAAAACCUUUGGUUCUGGGAAGAGGCUUCAUAAGCGCCUCACAAACUCCUCUAAAAGUUUAGAACUGGAUAUAUGGCAUGAUCUGGCUUAUCUCUACAUAAGCAUAUCACGGUGGUGGGAUGCUGAGAUUUGUCUUUCCAAAUCCAAAGCCAUCAGCUUUUACUCUGCUACUAGGUUUCAUGCCAUCGGUGUGCUUUACAAGAGAAAGGGCCUCCUCAAAGAAGCAUUAGAAGCCUUUGAGACUGCUUUAGAUAUUGAUCCUGCUCACGUCCCUAGUCUGGUAUCCUCAGCUGACAUUCUCAAACAACUUGGGGCGAGGUCAAAUUCAAUCAUCAGAAGCUUGCUGAUGAAUGCCCUCCGAUAUGAUAGAAUGAACCCGGUGGCUUGGUAUAAUCUUGGCUUGCUUUGCAAAUCUGAAGGCACAGCAUUGUCCAUGCAAGAAGCAGCUGAAUGUUUCGAGGCUGCAGCAUUUCUCGAAGAGACUGCCCCAGUUGAACCAUUCAGAUGACAAGCCCCAUGCAAAUGUAUGGUCUCUGUAAACAUUCUCAAUAGUGCACAUUUUCCCCAUAUUUUCUCAACAUAUUGUAAAAGCAAUAAAAUGCAGAAUAUUUAUGUUUGCCCUUUGCUUUGGAGAAGCGAGAGAAAUGGAAAUAAUAUAAUUUCAAAGGCCAA